AUGAUGGAAGACGAGGUAGUGGGGAUGGUCGCAAUUCAUGUGGAUGACAUUCUGUAUACAGGAACGAAGAGUCUGGCUGAGGUGGUGGUGGCAGCACUAGCUGACUCUCUUCCCACGAAGAAUUUGGGCGAGGUCAGGUUCUUUCUUGGUUGCGCAUUCGUUCGCGACCGCGAGGCUGGUACGAUUGAGAUUUCUCAAGAGAGUUACAUCAGGAGUGUUCUUGAGAGAUUCAAUGUUUGUCGCACCAGCUCGAUCCCUGCUUCCCCUACUAACGAUUACAGGUCCGUGAUGGAGGAUGAGGGGGCAGGAGAUGUGCCGUUCCGAGAGGUGGUGGGGAGCCUGAUGUGGAUCGCCAACCAGACGAGGCCCGACAUCUCGAAUGCUUUGCGGGCGGUGGUAAGGCACUCUCACGAGCCAAAGAAAAGUCACUGGAAGGCUGCUCAGAAGAUUCUAAAUUAUCUUCUGGAAACGGCACAUCUAACUCUAAAAUUCAAACCGGAUAAUUCAGUAGACGCAAGCACAUUAGUGUACGUAGAUGCUGAUUUUGCGAGCAAGGCCAACGACCGUAGAUCAGUUUCGGGAGCAAUAGUGCUUGUGGCUUCGAUGCCUGUGGUUUGGAUUUCUAAAACGCAGAAAUGCGUUUCACAGUCGAUUUCUGAGGCAGAGUAUUUUGCGAUGGGUGACGGUGUAAAGAAGGCUCUGUUUGUGAAUGGAAUGCUUCAGUUCCUGAGACCUAGUGCGAACCCUCGGAAGAUAGACGUCCUUGAGGACAACGAAGAAGCGAUUGCGCUCGCAGAGAAUCCGCUUAGCUCGAGUAGGAGUAAGCACAUUGAUGUGAGGCAUCACUUCCUUAGGAAUUUGACAGAGGAGGGUGUUAUCGAGGUCACGCAUGUCCCAAGCGAGGAGCAGCAUGCUGACAUCCUCACGAAGGCUUUGCCGAGAGACCUUUUUGAAGUUCAUCGCGACUUUGUAUUAGGCUCAAGGAAGUAGAGUCUUUUUUUUUUUUUUUAGCUUUCAUACAUGCGAAGUAAAUGUAUUUGGUCUGGUAGAUACAAAAGCCCCUUAGGGAGGGUGUUCGUGGUAGCGGCCUUAUGUAUCGCCUGAGCUGCGGUAGAACAUCUGAUUGGAUAUUUUUAAUUGCAGAACUGUCGAUCGUAGGUUGUCAUGCCGAGUGUUCUGCGAAUACUCUUUGUGGUAGUUCGGUAGAUUGUACACACGUAAGGAUCGUACAACGGACCGUAGGUGUAAGUCGGUACGUUGGUAUGUGGUACGUUGGACACUUGUCCAGUAGGAACGUUCUAGCAUUGUCGCUGGAGGUCGGGCUUACGGGUCAUUGUCGUGUUCGGUGCAUUGCUUUGUGUUCCGAGUGUGCAUCUAUCCGGAGGAGACGUUGGGAGCUGGGAGCAUCACGCUCGCCCCCUGUCCUCACUCCACUUUCCGACCUGUCUCUCCAUACCUAGGUCUCACUAAUACAAUAUUCUUCUCCAGAAGCCACUGAUUUACCA
This is a messenger RNA of Ectocarpus sp. CCAP 1310/34, 1505 nucleotides long. The record is from the annotation of a GenBank genome assembly. NCBI's taxonomy places the organism in Eukaryota, Phaeophyceae, Ectocarpales, Ectocarpaceae.